Amoebophrya sp. A120 is the source of this 5677-nucleotide messenger RNA. The record is from the annotation of a GenBank genome assembly. NCBI's taxonomy places the organism in Eukaryota, Dinophyceae, Syndiniales, Amoebophryaceae.
CACCUUCAAUUUGUGGUACGCCAUCGAAAACGCGAUGCGCACGCUGCGGAAGGAAGUCAUACGGGGAUACCCAGCGGAAGAAAAGCUGGCCCGAUUUGUCGCGUCCUCGGACGAGCUGGUGCAAGGUGAUUCCACUUCUCGGCCAGAAGAACCGCAAGAAUCGUUAUCGUCUACGAACCCAAGAGCAGCUGCAACUCUCACAGCCGCGGGGACCGGACGGUCGACGCCAGUGAUAAAAAUAAACACCAACACGGCUAACAGCGGUGAUGAUUCUAUCGCGAAAGACCACUACCAUCUCGAAACCGUGUUGCAGUUUACGGAACAGGACCUGAGCCGCCUGACGAACCGCAAAGUGAAAAACGUCGUAGAACAGACGAAAAUCGGGCUCAUGCACGCAUAUAACGUGUGGCAGCAGUAUCGGAAAAUUGUGCCGCUGGUGUUCCGGAAGAAGCACGUGGUGGAUUUGUCGUUUUCGACGACAGACAAUCUGAUUGUUUACGCGAUCGAGGACAGCAAUGCCAAUUAUAGUCGAACCGGCAAAGAAAAUCUUAAUCUUCCAGAAGACAGUAAAACUCAAGCGGAAGAAAAAGCCGAGGAAAGCUCCUUCAUUUCCGGCUCCGGCGGCAUCCCGGUCGUUUUGCGGGAGGACGGCUCGGCGACGUUUGAAGAUUUAUCGAAGGAGGCGAUGCGCAAGAUGGGCGCGAACACGCAGAUGAUGCUGGGAUUUCCGACUUUCGUCGUCCACCGGGUGGUGCAAAAAGACCCGCGGUUCUUCGAGAUCGUGCGGCGGAUUCGGGAGCAGGACGUCGUUUUUGAAAACAUGAACGAACCCGACGAAAGAGAUUUCGUGUUUGGGAACAUGGAGUUUGAAGUGUUCGUCCAAAAUCGCGAUAGUACAUCAAGAAGUAGUGACACCAGCAUUGCAGGCACAACAACUACAUCCGAGACAAAAAAAUCAUCUACGGGAACAAUAAAACCCCAAGCCCGCCUGCUGCCGAAGCAGUUUUCGCAGGACCCGGUUUUUCUGCUGCAACAGGAGAAGAACCAGCUGCAGUUGGAGGGCCUCUCCAUGGCGGACAUCCACGUGAAAUUUCUCCGGUUGGCGGUUGUGGAGCGGGAAGCGGGGCUGUUGUCCAACGUGGACCGGUCGAACAGCUACAUGUUGAUGAACGCGAAGGGCAUGAUUCACGUAUCCUGUGCAAAAGUAUCGCAUUCGUAGUAAUUGCAUUUAUGCAUUACAAAUUUCUUUCUCAAGUUAAAUAUGCAUGACAAAUUUCAUUUCUCAGCAUGCUAAAGCUAAUUUCUAAUGCAUUUUAUACUAGUGCAAGUGCGAUGCUUUUGCAUUUCAUAUCACGCCGCGUAUUACAAAUUUGAAGACAUUGCGCGCUACGACCCCUGGCGGUACGCCGCGGUGCGGCCACCCCCGGACCUCCAGUACCGCCUGCGCAGGGAAGAUUUCGUGUUGCCCAAAAUAAUGACUACUGGGACAGAACAGAGCGGGACAGAAGUAGAGAAUAAAUCCACUUCGCAACAAAGAACCCCACUGUUCAGUGGAGACGGACAAGAGGACGUGGUCGUGGUUCCAACGGAUGACGCUCUUGUUGCACCGAUAGUAUUAUCGAAUGAAGAUGAUGUUACGGAGAACAAAAUUCAUGCGAAAAAUAAAAAAACCACUUUCGGUGCCUACCUCCAAAACAAGAUGCGGCUCCCGGAUCGAAAAAAGCGCGAUCACUUUGCAGAGCCACGGGAGUUGUGGACCUGGGAAAAAUUUGUACAGGUGAAGCUGAAAAGCAGCAGGUCCUCGAACGACGGUUACGAUGAGGAAAAAAGCACACUCGGCGCGCGACCCUCCUCAUCCUCGUCCGUGUGCUCCAUCGAACACUUGUUCGGGCCGGAUUUUGACCAUUUUAAAGGUGUGUAUCCGCCUCUGAAGUGGGACAAGGUGCUCUUCAAGUACAUGCAGGACCGAUUUGUCAGGCCGGUAUUGGAAGAGAAGUACACCAGUGAAAAUGAUGAAACUAAAAGCAAAGCAGACGGCGCUCCUUCUCGGAAAGAACUCGACUACAGAGACCCGUGGCGAAAGCGAGGCCAGAGCAAAUUAUCUGAGAAGAGCAAAAGCAAGAACUACGCAGCGACAACAUCGUCUGGCUCGACUUCCGUGAAAAAACCUGCGAAGAAAAACUGGGUCAUAAAUUUCGGUGCUGCGGACGGAGCUUGUGGCUACCUGUACAGUUGGAACCACGAUCUCGCGAACUGCUUACUCGUCGGGUCGGUGUUCAACAAUUGGCCCUUGAACUACAACAGCACAACAAGCGCGUACUACGAAGCCUGGUCAACGCACGAUAAAGGACAGGAAAAUCAUUCAGCAGGAGGAGGACUACGACUACAAAAGCUGGAAGUAGAUGUAGAUCUACUUCAAGAUGCGACAACCUCAUCAACCAAACAUCUUUUUCUCCCAAAAAAAGACGUCCCCAACAUCCCGGUCUUCAACAUUUCCGGCCUGGUAGUCGAGGCCGACCUGGGGAACAAGCGGAAACUGCGCAGGGAGUUCGCACGGAAUCACAAUGUGGUGUAUUUCCUGAACAUGUUGCAGCUGCACGACAUCUAUCAAGCGCAAAUGUGCCUAGGGGGUAGGGUAAACACCAAAAAAAUUAGGCCGAAGGUGCAAAAAAGCUGGCGUUGAGGUUGGUGGUGAAGUUGGUGCCGAAGCUGGUGCCGAAGCUGGCGCCGAAGCUGGUGCCGAAGCUGGUGCCGAAGCUGGUGCCGAAGCCGGUGCCGAAGGUAGUUAAUGAGAGGAGCGAGGAAAAUAAAAAGCAAGCGCGCCUACUGUUCUUCAGAUAGGGCGAGCUCACGGGUGCGCUCGCACUAGAUUCAUUUCUCGUUCCGGAGGACAGUGCUCUCUUGCACCCGUCGCAUUUUGCAUGACACCUACAAAGUUUGUAGGCGUCAUGCAAAAUUGCAUCGAAUUGUGGAGAAGAAGAGCCCGCAUUUAUCCAGCAUGCUAUCGCCUUUCGGGCGAUGGUAUGCUGGAAGACCAAAUUCCAGCAGCUGCCGCUGGAAUGCCAGACGCUCCUCUUCCGGAAGGAGCUUCUGGUGGAAGAGCGAGCCCAGAAGUCCAGACAUUUUUCUUGCUGGUGUUGAACCACUUCUCGCAGUUCGCCAGAAGCUGGCGUAGAAGAAGUUGUGUAGAAAAAGGCGCAGAAGCUGCUGAUGAGGUUGGCAAUACAUUGCCAACUUCAACACCAGCUUCCGCACCAACUUCUUCACCACCUUCUACACCAGCUUCUGGCAAAUGAAAAGUGAUUUAAUUCUAAAAGAAAAAUCUGACUUUGCGUGAAGGCUAGACCACUUCGGAAAUUUUCAAAAAGUGCGACAAUUGUCGCACUAAUUGAAAAAUUCCCGAAGUGGUCUAGCCUUCACGCACAAAAGCAGGUUUUGCAUGACAAACUUUUUGCUUUCCUCAUAAAAACUUCGAGCUUCACCUUCAGAAGCAAACUGCAAACGCCUUCGAACAAGCUUUCUUUGUAUUUCGAGUGAUAUCACUCGAAAUACAAAGAGAGCUUGUUCGAAGGCAUUACAGCUUGCUUCUGAAGCUCGAAAGUCGGUUUGCUGGAAAUCAUGCAAACUGUAAAGUUUGCAUUUGUCAUGCAAACUGUAAAUAGACAAUAGAAUAGAUAUUGUCAUGCAAAUGUGGUGUAUUUCCUGAACAUUUUGCAGCUGCACGGGAUCAAAACUUUGAUGGACGACAUGGUCUUCCGGGAGAACUUCUCCACGUCGCCGGUGCUUUUCAAACUAGACAUCGAUAACAUCGACUGCGAAAUGAUGGACCGCGUUUUGAACGCGGGGGUUCGACCCCUGGUCAUUUUCGUGGAGUCUGUGAACAACUACCCCGUUUCGAUCCGGAAGCAGGUACAGUAGUUUUAACUAGUUGAAGAUCUUCUUCCGAUAAAAGCUUAUGUUAUGCGAGUUGUAAGUACGUCUGCAUCAGAGUCAUUGCUGGUAUGGGUCAAAAAUGCGGCAUGCCAAAAUUUUUCUGCGGCUCCUUCGGAAUAAACACAUAGAGCAGGUCACAGAAGAUGUAUUGACAAACUAUCAAAGGAAAAAAAACACUAUCAGGCCGGCGACGUGUCCCUCCUCGCAAAUAAGGAGCCCGCCGGGACUAUGUUUGAGUUGGCGACUAGCGGUUGCAGCUUGAUAUGCAUUGCAAAACUAUCGUGCAUAGUAUGAAUCGCAUGACAAACUUUAUUCGCAAGAAGAAAAUUGGAAUUUUUCAUGCAGAUCUAGCUAGGCAACCAGAUUUGUCGUGCAUGGAUGCGAUUAGAAGUACGUGUGCGAUACUUUUUUUGCGUUUGAUACUUGAGCGGCUUUAUCGAAACGGGUCUGAAAUACGAUUACUUUUUGGUCGAGGUGCUGAAUGACGACGCGGUCUUUGUCCGGAAAGACAUGUUCUUCGACCCAGAUUUCUAUGAGAGGGAAGACGAGGUCUUCGUCGAAAAAGUGGAUGUCGAUGUGGGUCUUGAAAAUGUUGUGGAUAAAGAAGGCCCGGAGGUGGGUAGCAGUACAACAGGAUCUCCUAAAAAAACAACCGCAAGUCCGGGAGCAGAUGAAAGAGCCGAGAAAACCAAAGGGAGCAAAAAAGCAGGAGAACAGGCGAGAGUUGACAAGGCGAAAGAGAAAUCCGCAGGAACCGACGCGCCCGCAGAUGCUGAGUCCGGGUCUUGGUUGUCCUCCUGGUUCUCAUUCAGCGGAGAGAGUAAUGCCGAUACUGCCCCGCCCGAACCCGAUAGUGUACCAGUCGGAGAUGAAAUAACAAAAAAACAAGAGAAGGACACAGAAUAUCAUCCCCCGCCUCCCGCCCCACCUUCCACCACAGCGAGUCGGCAGGUCCGAGAGCUUUCCGCAGCCGCCACAAUCGUUGACCACACAACGAGCGGCUUAAAGCUGGAUUUCCGGGAGCACUUCGAUUUGAACUUACGAAGAAACAAAAACCAGCACUUUUCAUCCUACUCCGUUCUCUACACGCACAAGGAGCGAGACUUGCAAUUGCAGACCGAGCCGACCAUAAGUUCUAGGCCAGCACCACCACCAGUUGAACAUAAAGCAGCAGGUACUGUUGACCACCACAAAACAUCAAAGCCCUCCCGGUACCGACGGCGCUCGCGGUCGUUCGAGCGACUUUACGGGACGCUGGACCGUUACCGUCGCACCGCCGAAUUUCUGCAACACAGCGGGUACACGUGCCACCCGAUGCGGCACGCCAAUGGCAUGGAAUCGCGGUUGGUCGACGUUGCGGGUCCGGGGGACCAAGUCACAAACUACGAGCGGAUGCAGAUUAUUGGCGCGGUAGAGGACAGCAGGUGGCGAGCAGAAAACCCCUACUUGUGGACCAGGCAUCACGGCAACAGGCACCUCUUUGAACUAGAGGAAACGGUUUUUUGACCGUCUAACGCUCAUUUUUCUGAAAGAAUGCUUGAUCCUAGUAUCCCAGCAUUUUUGACGAGACGUAUUGGUAUUUCAUAGGACAUAAUCGACCUUCAUGAAUAAAGAGGCUCUGCAUUUGUUCCUUUGUCGCUCCGCGACUCUAUUUUCUUUGCACAAAAGAACGCCGAAGCAGACGUCGUUGAAAGCGAAAACAAAUACCAGGCUGAGCAACUGCUGUCACUGGUCUAUGAGGAGC